This is a messenger RNA of Panicum hallii, 1653 nucleotides long. RefSeq names its product G-box-binding factor 3-like. The transcript is spliced from 12 exons. Gene Ontology annotation, biological process: regulation of DNA-templated transcription. Lineage: Eukaryota; Viridiplantae; Streptophyta; Magnoliopsida; Poales; Poaceae. Bases 251 to 1345 code for a protein of 364 amino acids. Gene Ontology annotation, cellular component: nucleus. Gene Ontology annotation, molecular function: sequence-specific DNA binding; DNA-binding transcription factor activity. The record is from RefSeq and is a predicted model, not a curated record.
CCCCUUCCCCUUCCCCUUCCCGCCGCGCCUCCCUUCCCACCCCCGCCUGCUAGUUCCCCCGUCUCAAAUCAAACGCCGCCGCCCCGGCCCGUCCCACGCAUACGCAUCCCUCGCCUCUGCCUCUUCUCCCUUCCAAGUCCCCGGAGCUCCCGCGGCGGCGCGUGUUUCCCCCGCCGGCUCGUCCAACGAUCCACGCGAGGCAACAACCCCGUUCCGGCAAGGCCACCGGUCCAGGCAUUCACAAAAAACCAUGGGCCAUGAUGAAGCUGUAGUUACUCAGAAUUCAGUAAAAGCUCCAUCACCACCCAAGGAUCAACCAGCUAUUUAUCCAUGCGUUGAUUGGUCGGCUAUGCAGGCAUAUUAUGGCCCAGGCGUCUUGCCACCAACGUUCUUUAACCCUGGAAUAGCAUCUGGUCAUGUCCCCCCACCUUUUAUGUGGGGUCCGCAGAAGAUGCCACCAGCUGCAUUUGGAAAACCAUAUGCUGCAAUAUAUCCACAUGGUGGUGGUUUCCUGCAUCCCUUCAUGCCCCUAAUGGUAAACCCAUUGAGCGCAGAGCCAGCAAAGUCUGUGAACAGCAAGGACAACAGUUCGAGUAAGAAACUGAAGGAAAUUGAUGGAGCUGCUGUGUCGACUGACAGUGGUAACAGUGAGAAAACGAGUGGGGAUUACAGCCUAGAAGGAUCCAGUGACGGAAACAACCAAAAGGUGAGCGGAACGCCCAAGAAAAGAAGCUUGGAUGAUAGGACUACAUCAGGUGCAGAAACAUGUCGAGCUUCAGCGCCUAAUGAGAAACCAGGAGAACCAGGAAGAUUAGCAACUUUGUCCAACGUGCGUGUUACAGAUACAGCAAUCAAACCGUGUGUGAGCACUGGUAGUGAUUUCAGAGUUAGUGUUGCGCCAUCAACCGAAUGGCAAACUAAGGAUGACAAGGAAUCAAAGCGUGAAAGGAGGAAGCAGUCAAAUAGGGAGUCUGCCCGACGUUCAAGGCUGAGGAAGCAGGCUGAGACUGAAGAGCUGGCUAGAAAAGUAGAGCUACUGACAGCAGAGAACACAUCCCUCCGAAGUGAAAUCAACAAGCUAACGGAAAGCUCCCAGAAGCUCAGGAUGGAGAAUUCCGCUCUGAUGGAGAAGCUCGCGGACAGCGCAUCGGAAGAAGCGUCCGCAGACCAGCAGGCCGCCGCCGCGCCACCGCCCGCCCGCGUCGUCAAGAACUUCCUCUCGAUGAUGGACGGCGCGGGCGCGUCGAGAGGCGGCGGCGGCCUGCGCGCGGAGCACGGCGCGCCCAGGCUCCGCCAGCUGCUGGGCUCCGGCCCUCUGGCGGCCGACGCCGUGGCCGCGAGCUGAAGCUGAUCUCUUACCUCAGUGGCCUGGCGAUUUUUUUGAAGAGCGCCCGAGCUGCCCCCCGCGAGACUAACGCACACGUACGGACAACCAACCUGUAAAUUACGGUAGCUAGCUGCGUCCCAGACGGGUCCCCUUCCGGUUCCGGCCGCUCUGCUGAGAUACGGAUGCCGCCUGGCUGUAUGUUUUUUCUUUUCCUCUGAGCUUUUGACUUGAGGUCGUCUCAGUUGCGGCGUUGAUCCGAACUGAACCGACUGAGAUGAAUGUAAUGUAGACACUAAUAAUAACCAUCAGGACGUUUUACCUCUGAA